Molecule: messenger RNA, 1837 nt
Organism: Cladocopium goreaui
Lineage: Eukaryota; Dinophyceae; Suessiales; Symbiodiniaceae
Source: the annotation of a GenBank genome assembly
AGAAAACACGCUGAACCAACAGACCUUGGGCCAUGCCAUGGAAGCACGGGACGCUGCUCUGGCGGCUGUGCGGGCAGAUGGCUUGGAGCUGCGAAAGGUGGGGGAAUUCCGAGCAGAUAAGGAAGUUGUGUUGGCUGCCGUGCAGCACACUGGCAUGGCGCUGUGCUACGCAUCGCACACGCUGCAGGAUGAUAUUGAGGUGGUCACUGCUGCAGUUCAACAGCAUUGGAUGGCCUUACAGUAUGCCUCAAAUGAACUCAGAGACAACUUGGACAUUGGCCUCAUCGCUGUGAAGUCCAAUGGCUUGGCGCUGGAUCAAGCAGGACCGCUUUGCAAGGACAAUGCUACUCUGGUUACGGAAGCGGUAAGCAACGAUGGCCGUGCUCUGCAGUAUGCAUCAGAGAAUCUAAGACGAGACAAUUUCAUCGUGAUGGAGGCAUUGAAGUCGGAUCCAGAGGCUCUGGAGUUUGCAGAUGAUGAGCUGAAGGACUCCCUGGAGGUCAUCAUGCCAGCACUUCGGCGUGAUGGCGCGACGUUGCGCUUCCUGCCGGAGCACAUGAGAGACAGUUCAGAUGUUGCCCUGGAUGCUGUCCAAACUUGUGGCUUAGCAGUGGCCUUCGCAACGCCAAAGGUGCGUGCAGACCGAGAGGUCAUCAGAGCUGCAGUCAGCAAGGAUGGCCUUGCAUUGGCCUAUGCCACUCAAGAGUUGCAGGGCGACGAAGACAUAGUGGAGGCAGCAGUUGCUGAAAACCCGCUGGCGCUUCAGUAUGCAUCAGACCGAUGGCGGUGCGACAAGGACUUUGUGAAGGGUGUUGUCGCCAACAAUGGCUUGGCAUUGGAGUUUGUCUCUGGAGGCCUAUCCAAUGACAAGGAUGUUUGCAUGGAAGCUGUCAGUGACAGAGGUGAAGCUUUGAUCCAUUGCUCGGCACAGAUGCGUGAUGAUGACGAGAUUGUCCGCACUGCUGUGAGCAAUGAUGGUUUGCAACUCUUGAAUGUGUCACCUCGCUUGCGGCAAGAUCGGAACUUGGUGAUGCUGGCGGUGACUGGUAUGACUCUGACGUUAUUGGAAGGGUCACCAGGGUUGAUUCCAAAAGGGCUUAUGGCGGACGCUGCAGCUUAUGAACGCCUUCUAAGGAAACUGAAUCGGAUUGAGCAGUUGGGCACUCAAGUGUAUAAGGGCCUUGCUGAAUGGCCAGGGAGUCAAGGAGUCAUGUUGGCACCCCAUGUCAUCCCAUGUCCCCAUAACAUCCACAUGCCUCCGCUGUCUGUGAGGUUGGCAGCCCUACCAUGUGUCUCGUUGAGCCGACGACUUCGCCGCUCUCGGCCACUCCGAGCCGUGGUCCCGCGGCUGGAGGAUACCAUGACGGAAAUCUUUGCGUCCUAUGGCGAAUUUGCCACCGGAAUUGCUGGAGGUCGCUGGUCCCUAGAGGAGGAGGAUGACAUCGACGGCUCUGUCACCUACAGCCGUUUUCGCGUUGAUGACAUCCCUGCACGGCAAGGUGGCACCGUGGGGAACACACUGCGGCGCACCUUGCUACGGCAGGACUUUUUCCGGAGCUUUGCUCCAGUGGCCUUUCGCCUGCGGCAUCGCUCCUUUCAGGUGGACAAGGGGAAGGUAUUCGUCUCCCGAGCGAAGCCUGCAUUGCAUGAAUUUGCUUCAGUGCCGGGGGUGCAGGAAUCCAUGAUCGAUGUGGUGCGCUUUGUGCAGCACCUCACAGUGGCACCAGGUGUUGCGCCCGAGCUUCCCUUGGCUGCAGCUGCCUCCAACUCCACACAGCCAGACAGUGCCUCUGCCUUCGACGAAAUUUGGAGAAGAACUUUCAAUGCAUUCUUUUAA